Epinephelus fuscoguttatus (brown-marbled grouper) is the source of this 6696-nucleotide messenger RNA. RefSeq names its product PHD finger protein 2 (gene phf2). Gene Ontology annotation, molecular function: transcription coregulator activity; histone demethylase activity. Gene Ontology annotation, biological process: regulation of transcription by RNA polymerase II; protein demethylation. The record is from RefSeq and is a predicted model, not a curated record. Lineage: Eukaryota; Metazoa; Chordata; Actinopteri; Perciformes; Serranidae. The coding region runs from base 230 to 3445 and encodes 1071 amino acids. The transcript has 23 exons.
ACAUAGUAAUAAUAAUAAUAAUGCAUUUCAGGAAAGCCUGCUACGACGAGCCUCCAUCGUUUGCACCACACGGCCGUGGUGUGAUGGAGAUGUGCGCUUAGCUUCAUGUGUCCGGCGGGUCUGCCCCUGGCUUUUUUUCUGGGGAAGAUCAUAUUGGAUCAUAUUGUUUGCAGGACGUUGUUCCUCCUGCAGCCCCCCCAGUCUAUCCCGACGUAGUUGUGAAUUGAACAUGGCGACUGUACCAGUAUAUUGCAUCUGCAGAUUACCUUACGACGUGACCCAGUUUAUGAUCGAGUGCGAUGCUUGCAAGGACUGGUUCCACGGCAGCUGUGUUGGGGUGGAUGAAGAUGACGCUCCAGAUAUUGACAUAUAUCACUGUCCAAACUGCGAGAAGACCCACGGCAAAUCCACAUUGAAAAAGAAAAAGAACUGGAGCAAACAUGACACGGGGCAAAGCACAGACAUCAAAGCUGUUCAGAAUGGCAGCCAGGUUUUCAUAAAGGAGCUUCGCAGUCGGACCUUUCCAAGUGCUGAUGACAUAGUGGUGAAGCUUGCCGGCACUCAGCUGACCAUGGAGUACCUGGAGGAGGUCGGCUUCAACGAGCCCAUCCUGGUUCCGAAGAAGGACGGUCUGGGCAUGUCCAUGCCUGCUCCCACCUUCUACAUCAGUGAUGUGGAGAACUAUGUUGGUCCUGAUGUCGGUGUGGACGUGGUUGACGUCACCAAACAGACAGACAGCAAGAUGAAGCUCAAAGAGUUUGUUGAUUAUUACUACAGCACAAACAGAAAGAAAGUGUUAAAUGUCAUCAACCUGGAGUUCUCUGACGCAAGGAUGAACAGUAUAGUGGAGAGUCCACAGAUUGUGCGGCGGUUGUCUUGGGUAGAAAACUACUGGCCUGAUGACGCUCUGCUCGGGAAGCCAAAAGUCACCAAAUACUGUCUCAUCUGUGUCAAAGACAGCUACACAGACUUCCACAUCGAGUGCGCUGGCGCCUCCGUCUGGUACCACGUCCUAAAGGGAGAAAAGAUCUUUUUCCUCAUCAAGCCCACCUCUGCCAACCUGUCUCUGUACGAGCGCUGGAGGUCAUCGUCCAAUCACAGCGAAAUGUUCUUUGCUGACCAGGUGGACAAGUGUUACAAAUGUACUCUGAAGCAAGGGCAGACUCUGUUCAUCCCAUCAGGUUGGAUCAAUGCAAUACUGACUCCGGUCGACUGCCUGGCGUUCUCUGGACACUUCGUCCACAACCUGAGUGUGGAGAUGCAGAUGAGAGCGUACGAAAUCGAGAAGCGGCUAAAGGUCAAAACUCUCACCCCCUUCCCCAACUUUGAGACGGCGUGCUGGUAUGUGGGAAGACAUCUCCUCGAGCGAUUCAAAGGUUUACAUAAAGCAAAUAAGCAACCAGCCCCAUACCUGAUACAUGGUGCCAAAAUCAUCAAUGGAGCCUUCAGAGCUUGGACUAAGAAACAGGCCCUCUUGGAACAUGAAGAUGAGCUUCCAGAGAACAUGAAACCAUCACAGCUCAUUAAGGAUCUUGCCAAAGAGAUCAGACUGUCAGAGAAUGCAACGAAAGCCAUUAAGAGUGAGCCCAGCAUUAAGGUACCUGUGGAGGAGCCCCCAUCCACCCACUCCGAGCCUGAGGAGCCCGUUUCCCCGGCCCAUGUCCCCUCACCCAGCAGAGAGAAAGCCAGAAAGAAAGCCUCCAAACCCCCUAAACCUCCCAAGCCUCCCAAACCCCCAAAGAUGCCCAAGGCCCCCAAGCCUCCAAAGGUGCCGAAGGUCAAGGAAGGAGGGAAGAAGAAAGCGAAGAAAGCGAAAGAGUUGUCACCGCCUCCUAAACCCUCCAGCUUCGCAGCUCUUGAGUCCCAUGCAAAAGACAUCUUGAGUAAAAUGGACCAGCCGAAAAAGACAAAGGCUGUUAAGAAUGUCCUGAGUAUGUCAGAGAAGGAGAUCACAAAGCAGAACAACAUGGAGAAGUUUGAAAUCAGAGAGCAGAAUAAAAACAAGACUGAAGCAAAAUGGAAGUAUAAGAACAGUAAACCAGAUUCUCUGCUGAAAAUGGAGGAAGAGUGCAGAUUUGACAGAACACCGCUGUCUGGCAAUAAAGACCGAUUCAGCUUUACUAUGUCUCACAAGAAAAUGCUUGGCUCCAAGACGCUGAAACCUCAGACCAACUCAAGUGUUUUCGGAUCAUUACAAAACCUAAAAGAGGACAAAACCAAGCCAGUGAGAGACGAGUACGAGUAUGUCUCAGAUGAGGGGGAGCUGAAGAUUGACGAAUUCCCCAUCAGGCGGAAAAAGAACACCGUCAAGAGAGAUCUGUCCUUUUUGUCGGACAUCAAAGAACCUAUUCAGCCAGCCAAGAAACCAAAGUUCCAACCCUUGGUGACAAAGAGUGUGGACUCCUCAGACGAAGAGACUCUGCACAUCGACACAGAGGCCAAGCCCGAGGGCAAAAGUCGCAACUCUAAGGUCAAGAAAAAGGGCGGCAGCGCAGCGGGGAUCCUUGACCUGCUGCAGGCCAGCAAGCAAGUGGGAGGGAUUGACUACAGCACCAACAGUCAGCCACCUGCAUCUCCCAGCACACAGGAGGCCAUUCAGGGCAUGCUGUCCAUGGCCAACCUGUCGUCUUCAGACAGCUUGCAGCAGCCGUGGAGCAACAGCCAGUCCAAAAACAAUAGCCAGUCGAAGAGCAACUCACACAGCACGCAGGCCGGCAAGAAGGCCAGCGGAGGAGGAAGCGGCGGAGGCGGCAGCAGCAACAACAGCAAGCGGCCCACCAAACGGCUCCCGAAGAAACCCAGGAAAAGCAGCAGCAUCGAGAGUCUGGAUUACGAUGACGACCAGGACCACAUGGACGCGUGUUUCAAGGACUCCGAUUAUGUGUACCCCUCGUUGGAGUCUGAAGAGGAUAACCCUGUUUUCAAAUCCAGAUCGAAAAAAAGGAAAAGCAGUGACGACACUCCGUACAGCCCGACAGCCCGUGUAGGACCCUCAGUUCCUCGGCAGGAGCGGCCAGCGAGAGACGGAGCCCGAGUGGCCUCCAUAGAAACAGGCCUGGCCGCAGCUGCAGCAAAGCUAUCCCAUCAGGAGGAGCAGCAGAAAACUAAGAAGAAGAAGAAAAGCACCAAAAAGAAGGCAAUAGUAAUUGAGGAGCCCCCGAAAAUCUCUCAGGACAGUAGCUCACCGGAGCACAAUCUGGACUCCCAGGAUGGCAGCCUGACAGACCACGAGUUCAACACUGGAACAGUCAAGUCGCCGGGAGGGCCACAGCCCAUGGCGCCGGGGGUUUUUCUUAGCCAGAGGCGACCGUCAAUGUCUUCUCCUAACAACAGCACCAACUCCACGAGCACCAACAGCAGCAGCAUGGCGAAGGGGGAUCGUGUGGUGUCAGCAGACGCCAAAGGUUUCGGGGUUACUCUACGAAAGCCUCUGAACCUGAACUAAAUGUGCGUGGGCACAUUUACCAGUGACCAGCUAAGCGGCUAAAGAAAGGCAUGGCAACAGCCAAACAGAGACUUGGAAAGAUUUUAAAGAUCCAUCGAAAUGGAAAGCUCCUCCUGUAGCAUGCAGCAGACUGCUGUCGGACUGGGAAUUCAUGAGCUGGGUCCCAUCCCAACCUCACCCCCUGUUCACUGAUUAAAGCCAACAAUGGAGAAAAAAAGAAAAAAAAAAAAAAAAAAAGAAAGAAAAUCAUGCAUUUUUCAAUUUCUAAGAAGAACAUCACGCAAAUAGGUUUUUGCCUCUACUUAUACUUUAUAACUUUCAGAUAUUAAAGUGUACAGAACCUACUAUAAAUAUUUUUUAAGAGAACAUGUCUCAUUUUACUACAGCUGUCAGUUUAUCAGGGGUUGCUAAAACAUGAAGUAGAAGUACAUUGCAGUCAUUCCAAGAUUUUUGAAAGUAUCCCUUGCAUGUAUUCAGUUGCAUGUGCGCUUGGGUCAGGGUUCGGGGAUUUUACACGUUAAUUCCUACUAUAUGGAUGCAGCUUAUCAUUCAGCCACACUGAUGAUCAACGGGUGGAAACGGAAAAACCAGCUCCUUUCUUCCCUCCCAGAUUCUCCGUGUACGGCGGAGCGAUUGGAGUCAACUCAAGCAUUUAUCUCUUUAUGUUAACACUUAACAUUUGCAGAGCACUAUCAGCGGUGAUAUUUAUUUAUUGGUGUUGAGGCGUAGAUAGGAAGCGGGACUGAAAGGAACAACUGUAAAGCACAAAGUGAAUCGUGGAUAUGGCUGUGUAUGAAACAGCAGCAGUGAGGCGAACAUAGGACGAAGUGGCAAACAUGAAAAUCAUAGGAUUUCUGACACUACGUGGGACCUGUGGCUCAUGAUAAGCCUCAUCCAUGUCAGGUUUGCAGUUACAUGGGGAUACUUUCUCUCUUCUUUUGCUUUCACAGGCAGCACCGACUCAUCUCUGCGUUUUUACGGCUUCACACAGUUCAGUAUAUAGAAUGUAGCUUGUACAUAGCCUUUUAAAUUACUACUUUUUGUAUCCUUUCCCCUUAAGGCUUAAUUCUACAUUUUUACUGGUUUUGCUAAUUAUGAAUAAAUGAAUAAAAAUAUAUAUAUGAAUAUACAGUAUAGUCCUGAUUUCUGAACUUUUUUUUUUUUUUAACAGCAGAGAUUUUUUUGUUUGUUUGUUUUUUUGCGUUAGAUUUUAAGGUGUUGCCUGGAAAGCAACUGAAGAAAUAAUACAUUUUAUUGUCAUAUGGCCUUACAUACACAAAGCUAAUUGUAUUGUGAUUCUGUUUGAACAAGAGACGAAGCUUUGAGGAAAAAUGAUAUAAAAGGAAAAAAAAAAACACUUAAAGUUUCUAUGACCAGCCUCUUGUUCGAGUUCUAGUAUCCUGAAGGGUUUCGGAAUUAUUUUACUAGCACCUUGUGAAGUGUUUAUGUGUCAGUGAUGUAAUUUAUUAAUGUUUGUAGCUUUUUUAUACUUGUACAAUUCUUAAGAGUUUUUGUUUUUGAAUAUUUCAUUGACUUGUGAAAAUUACCCUUAGCAGACGAUUAUUGUUUUCCCCUGUUUUGUUUUUAUUUUUUGUUGGUUUUUUUGGAUGUGUGUGUGUUUGGGGGACAUCACAAACAUUUUACACACUAGAAUAUACGUUAACAUUUUUUUUUCCUGUCUUCACUCAAUGUCAAUGUUAUCAUGGAAAACAUUUCCAGCCUGACAUGUUAUUAUUGUUAUUAUUAUUAUUAUUAUUAUUAUUGUUAAUAUUAUAGUUAUAAGCAGCUGCGUCCACGCCUCCAUCACACCCUUUUAUUUUGGUCCGGACAUUUUGAACGUUUAAUGAGCUAUACUCUAUAGCAGCAGUGUUUUAGUCACAGAUGUAAACCAUGCGUCCACUUCUCAGAGAUGAGAUGCGCUCCGAUCAAACUGUCAGUGGGACAUAUUUUCAGGUUUUUAUUUGUACAAUAUGUGUAUUGCUUUGUUGUGGUUUAUUUUUGUAUGUCCGACCUAUUAAAUGCAUCCACUGUGCCAGGACAGUGAAUGAUACCUGUUGUAGCUGUCUUCCCUUACUGUUAUUUGCAGUACUAGUAAGUAUUUACAAUCCUUUUUGACCUGAAUCUAUAUUUUUCUGUAUUUAGACGAUUCUGUUUGAGAUCAUGGCUCACUUUUUUAAGACAUCGAGAAAUGGCAAACUCCGAGGAACAAGCAUAUUGUUGUUGAAUGAUAUGAUUGUCCGCCUUGUUUACUUUUGCAAUACAGUUACUGUGGAAAACCUCCUUUGUAAUGUGUUCCUCUCCCACUCGCUAUGUGACAGCUUCUGUGGUGACGACUAAACAUGUUUUUCCUGCUUCACAUUGUCAUGCUUUGAAGUUGCAUCAAAUCCAGCAUCACACUGAUCACAGACUGAUUUUUUUUGUUUGUUUGUUUGGGGUUUUUUUUGUUCCUUAAAAACUAAAAAAUCAGCCCAAGCUCUCAGCUUCUGGACUCAGUUUAGGAUCUUGCCUCCUGGAGCUUGAGCAGCUGCUUUAGCCAAGUCAUUAAUUAAAACCAAGCCAAAGUCAACACCAUUAAAAAUGUAUUAACGUAAAAGUGCUCUCAAGUAGUCGGACUCUUUUUACUGGAGGACGCCCUUUCACCAUCCUGAGCAGGUGUUGCAGUGUUUAAAGAGAACGUACACUGAAAGUCACACAGGAUUCUGCUCAGUCAGGAAAACGUAUUUCCUGGUGUUUACUUCUACUGCCUCGCAUGAUUUGAUUUUGUUCUUAAAUCUGUGGUUAGACAGCCGGUGUUAGUGUCAAACACUAAAGCAACAGCAAGUCUACGCCACUAGAUGGAGUCAAAAAAAUGUAAGAAUACAGCAUCUGAUGCAUGUUUUUAAAUCAUCUUAGUGCAGUAAUGUUCAGGCAGACCACAAAUGCAGGAUGCAAAUAUUGCAGAGCGGCUGUGUUUUGGUAUGAGCUGCAUAUUUAGACUGAAAGGCUUGACCAUUCAGUAAGCUUUUAAUACACAUUUAGAUCCAGAUUUUAUCAGCACAAUUACAGAAGAGAAAGGAAAACAACUUUUGAAGACAGGAUGUGAACAUCAAUAAGGAUCAAUGAGUGUCUCCAACAAAAAUAAGUCAAUUAACUUUCACUCUGUGUAAUUACAGACUGAUUACAUCAAUGGGGAAGUUAUGUGAAGCCUUCAUACAUUAUGUUUUAUUGCUGGCCUUAUAACACAUCUGGACACAAUUGAUUUCACACAAAAA